UUCUCCCCUCACGAAAAACUUGAGAGUGUAAUAGAUACAUAGCUAAAACAACAUUCCUCUUACAUAUAGUAUACAUACAUAGUAUCUGAUAAUUUUGGACCUGUGGUUGCUAGGCUCAAGAAAUGGGCAAUUUGAAGUGUUUAGCAAUUCUUGCUCUCCUUGUUGCAACUUCGGCUGUGAGUGAAAGCCGGGUUGCGAGAAAAGACUUGGGCCUGGAUCUUGGAGGGUUAGGGGUAGGGCUGGGUGGUGGAGUGGGUAUAGGGCUGGGUGGUGGUGGAUCAGGCUCCGGUGCUGGAGCGGGUUCGGGUUCGGGUUCUAGGUCUGGGUCUAGUUCAAGUUCAAGCUCAUCUUCUUCUUCAUCAAGUUCUAGUUCCGGGUCGGGUGGUGGUUCUGGUGCUGGGUCAGAAGCUGGUUCAUAUGCUGGUUCUAGGGCUGGCUCCGGUUCAAGAAACGGUCGGGGUUAAAGAGCAUGGAGGACAUGGUUUGUUGAAAGAAGAAUAAAUGAGAACUGCAUAUGGUAGUGUGACUGUUUGCGCUCGUACGAAUGGAUUGUACUCUCUUUGUACCUUAUCUACUGUCUGAAAUGUUUUAUUUAAGAAUGUUGGUUGAAAAUCAUCGUGGUGUUUUGUGUUUUGUUGCUCCUUUUUCGUCUUUAUUUUUGUACCGUUUUUCUUUCUCUAUCAAUUAUUUCGUACUUUGACGU
This is a messenger RNA of Populus euphratica (Euphrates poplar), 703 nucleotides long. RefSeq names its product lysozyme D-like. The record is from RefSeq and is a predicted model, not a curated record. Bases 123 to 464 code for a protein of 113 amino acids. The transcript has a single exon. NCBI's taxonomy places the organism in Eukaryota, Viridiplantae, Streptophyta, Magnoliopsida, Malpighiales, Salicaceae.